Molecule: messenger RNA, 5107 nt
Organism: Cololabis saira (Pacific saury)
Lineage: Eukaryota; Metazoa; Chordata; Actinopteri; Beloniformes; Belonidae
Gene: myo1d
Product: myosin 1D
Exons: 22
Coding region: 352-3366 (1004 amino acids)
Biological process (GO): vesicle transport along actin filament; actin filament organization
Cellular component (GO): vesicle; microvillus; plasma membrane
Molecular function (GO): actin filament binding; ATP binding; microfilament motor activity
Source: RefSeq, a predicted model, not a curated record
GACCAGCAGCCACUUUGGUCCGGGACACUAAACUCUGGAUGGAUAUGAGGACUUUUCGGGAUCGUUUGUUCUUUGAAACACAAACUCGUUGCUGCUAAGGGAUAGUAAAAUACUCACACGACUUGUUUUAAUUACAAAAAAAAAUAAAAAAUAACUCGACCUUAAUUAAAAAUGACAGAAAUUACAAUUUGAACCGGCAGAAAAAUCCAAAUGCACACCGUCGCUGUUUGAAGGGAGAGGUGCCAAUGUGUCGGCACUUCAAAGCAAUUCCCUGAAACAUUUUAUUUUAUUUCAUUUCAUUUUUAUUGUUUUUACUCGAGCUUCGGUGAAAUAAAGUGAAACGGCAACAGCAUGGCAGAACACGAGAGCCUGGAGUUUGGAAAGGCAGAUUUUGUGCUUCUGGACACCGUGUCUCUGGAGGACUUCAUGGCCAACCUGAAGCUCAGGUUUGAAAAGGGCAGGAUCUACACGUACAUCGGAGAGGUGGUGGUGUCUGUCAACCCGUACCGGGCCAUGAACAUCUACGGCCGGGAGGUCAUCGAGCAGUACAAGGGCCGGGAGCUGUACGAGCGCCCCCCCCAUCUCUUCGCCAUCGCCGAUGCUGCUUACAAAGCCAUGAAGAGGAGGAACAAAGACACUUGUAUUGUCAUCUCAGGGGAGAGUGGAGCAGGGAAGACCGAGGCCAGCAAGUACAUCAUGCAAUACAUCGCUGCUAUAACCAAUCCUAAUCAGAGAGCCGAGGUGGAAAGGGUAAAAAACAUGCUCCUGAAAUCCAACUGCGUCUUGGAGGCCUUCGGGAAUGCCAAGACCAACCGCAACGACAACUCCAGCCGCUUCGGCAAGUACAUGGACAUCAACUUUGACUUCAAGGGAGAUCCCAUCGGAGGGCACAUAAACAACUACCUGCUGGAGAAGUCCAGGGUCAUUUUCCAGCAGGAAGGAGAGAGGAGCUUUCAUUCAUUUUACCAGUUGCUCAAAGGGGCUCCAGAUUCCCUGCUGCGGUCUCUGCACAUCCAGAAGGACGCGGCGGCCUACACUUACAUCAAAGUUGGAGGGCAUAUUAAGUCGUCCAUCAACGAUAAUGCCGAUUUCAAAGCCGUAGCUGAUGCCAUGAAAGUGAUCGGAUUCACAGGAGACGAGAUUCAGACUGUCUACAAGAUCCUGGCCACCAUCAUACAUCUGGGCAACCUGACGUUCGGGGUGGACGGGGACAUCACCCUGAUAGAGAACAAGAAAGUGGUGUCGAUCAUCAGGGAUCUGCUGUCCACCAAGGAGGAAAACGUGGAGAAGGCCAUGCUGUACCGCACGGUGGCCACGGGCCGCGAUGUCAUCGAGAAGCAGCACACAAUCCAGGAGGCCAGCUACGGGCGCGACGCCCUCGCCAAGGCCAUGUAUGAGCGCUUGUUCUGCUGGAUCGUGGGCCGCAUCAACGAUAUCAUCGAGGUGAAAAACUACGAUGCCCGAAUCCACGGGAAGAACACGGUCAUCGGGGUGUUGGAUAUCUACGGCUUUGAGAUUUUCCAGAAUAACAGCUUUGAACAGUUCUGCAUCAAUUACUGCAACGAGAAGCUGCAGCAGCUCUUCAUCCAGCUGGUGCUGAGGCAGGAGCAAGAGGAGUACCAGAGAGAAGGCAUCCCCUGGAAACAUAUCGAUUACUUCAAUAACCAGAUCAUUGUGGACUUGGUGGAGCAGCAGCACAAGGGCAUGUUCGCCGUUCUGGACGAGGCCUGCAUGAAUGUGGGCAAAGUCACUGAUGAGGUGUUUCUCCAGGGACUCAACGGCAAGCUGGCCAAGCAUGCCCACUACACCAGCCGCAAGCUCGCACCGACUGACAAGAGUUUGGAGUUUGACAGAGACUUUCGCAUCCGGCACUACGCAGGGGACGUGGUGUACUCGGUCGUGGGUUUUAUCGAUAAGAACAAAGACACUCUGUUCCAAGACUUCAAGAGGCUGUUGUACAACAGUACCAACAGUGUCCUGAAGGCCAUGUGGCCCGAGGGCAAACUGAGCAUCACUGAGGUGACCAAGCGGCCGCUGACGGCAGGAACGCUCUUCAAGAACUCCAUGAUCUUACUGGUGGAUAACCUGGCAUCCAAGGAGCCGUAUUACGUGCGCUGCAUCAAGCCCAACGAUGUCAAGUCCCCUCUGCUGUUCGAGCACGAGCGCUGCCUUCACCAGGUGGAGUACCUGGGCCUGCUGGAGAACGUCCGAGUGCGUCGAGCUGGCUUUGCCUACAGACAGACGUAUCGUCGCUUCCUGCAGAGGUACAAGAUGAUCUCCGAGUUCACGUGGCCGAACCACGACCUUCCGUCAGACAAAGAUGCAGUGAAGAAGCUCAUGCAGGGCUGUGGGUUCGAUCACGACGCGGCCUACGGCAAAACCAAAGUUUUCAUUCGCACGCCACGUACUCUCUUCAGUCUGGAGGAGCAGCGCGCUGAUAUGGUGCAGAGAAUUGUCCUCUUCCUUCAGAAGGUCUGGCGAGGAACCGUGGCCAGAAUGCGGUACCGGAGGAUGCGCGCCGCCCUGACCAUCCUGCAGGCCUACCGUCGCUACAAAGUCAAGUCCUACAUCCGCGAGGUCAACCGCCGCUUCAAAAAUGUCCGGUCCAUGAAGGACCAUGGCCGACAUGUGAAGUGGCCCACGCCGCCCAAAGUCCUGCGCAGGUUCGAAGAGGCUCUGAAGAGCAUCUACAACAGGUGGUGGGCAUGGACGCUGAUCAAAGUCCUCUCCCCAGAAGAAGUUCUGCAAGUGAGGGCCAAGGUUGCCGGCCUGGAGGCCCUGAAGGGCCAGAGGGCUGACUUGGGGCUGCAGAGAGCCUGGGAGGGAAACUACCUGAAGCGCGACAGCCCCGACACCGCUGCAUCAUUCACACUCGUAGCCAGCGAGCUGCAGCGGAAGGACAAGUUCAUGAGAGUCCUGUUUUCCUGCAACGUGCGAAAGAUCAACCGUUUCCACAAGGCAGAGAACCGGGCUGUGCUCAUCACUGACCGCCACCUGUACAAGAUGGACCCCCUGAGGCAGUACAAGCCCAUGAAGAGCAUCCCGCUCUACAACGUGACGGGGGUGAGCGUGUCUCCUGGGAAGGACCAGCUGGUUGUGUUCCACACCAAGGACGGCAGGGAUCUGGUGGUGUGCCUGCAGGGCAUGGUGCCCGCCAACGAGAGCCGCAUCGGCGAGCUGGUCGGCACGCUGCUUGGCCAUUUCAAGAGUGAGAAGAGGAAGCUGCAGGUGAACAUCGCGUCUCCCAUCCAGUGCAGCAUGAAUGGCAGGAAGUGCACGGUCAUCGUGGAGCCAAAGACCAACCAGUCGCAGCCAGACUUCACCAAGAGCCGGUCUGGGUACAUCCUGGCUGUUCCUGGGAAUUAAAAACUGACCAAAGCCAAAAGCAAAGCGGCUGAUUUCAAACCAGACUCAGAUGAUGAUGAUGAUGAUGAUGACGAGUAUGAUGAUUCCCAUCUUGUGUUGUUUUAGUUUUUUUUUUUCGCAGAGCUGUUGUUUGUCUGGGGGAAAGAAAAAAAAAAAGCUCUUCAGUUGGAUUUGGGUUAUUGAAUCAUCAGUUAUCAAAAUUAUGCCAAAAUUGACCUUUUUUUGUACAUUUCAAGGCAAAAAAGAAAGAAAAGAAGUGGACAUGGCUUCUAUAUGCAAAAUAUUAAUAGAUGAACAUAUUUAAAAAGAUAUGCACUAACUAGUUAUUCACCAAAGUUCUUUUUUUUAAUCUAAAGUAAAUUUGCUUUGUGCAAUAUUUUGUUUGUUUUGGACAGAUUUUGCGAGAUGAGUGCAGAUUAUGUGGCAACUGUUCUCCAAAUCACUGAUGUUGUAUAAUAGGAGAAAAUCCAAAGCUUUGCAGGGGUUUAUAAUCCGUGCAGGUCCAUGUGCAGGAAACCCUCGGAAAGUUCACGCUUGGCCGAGGUGGAGGAAGACCAUCUAUUGUUGGACUUUUAUUUGCUUUCCCAACGAUUGACAUGUCAGUGACAUGAGCUAACGGCCUGCCUGCCUCCAGGGUCAAAGGAAGGAGGUGCAGCAUUCACUUUUAGUUUAUUAAACGCUGCUUGCAGCUGUGUGAGGGAACGAGGCGACUGUGACUCGUUUCUCUCAGCGGAUGCUGAGGGGGGUGUGCUGAGCGCGUCCCGGACCAAACCACCCACCACAUGCAACGCCGCCAAAUCUGUUCAUUUCAAAACGCUCUCCAUAGAUUGUAGUUUUCUAAUUAUUCUGCUCCUACGUCAAGCGUCAGAAUAUACUGUGACCAGCAUUUUCUAUGUAUCGCAUCUACCAGUGUACUCGGAGUGGUGCCGGACUGGAUGGCAGGCAGCAAGUGCUAACAUGAUGACAAAGCACUCGUUUCCCCACCACCUUUGGUGGAGAUCCUCCUAACAUGUAUGGAUUCUGCUUAGCAACAGUGUUGCUGGUCAGUGCUGUAUCCUCCCUGUGAACCGCAGCCUCUGAGCCCGGCUCAUAUGCUGUCUCUCUGUUCACUGGACAGGAGGACGACUUGUCCUAGGUCUUAGUUCUGCAAAGCAGGCUUCCACUUCACAAACCCCUGUUAUCACAGAGACUGUGUGUGUGUGCGUAUGUGUGUGUGUGUGUGUUCCUAAAUCAGCUCCUUUAGCUCUCCUUUCUUGGCCCAGAGAUACUUGUGGAGACAGUGAGGAAGAGAAGACAAAUGGAGGUGUGAGCUCUGCACAUUUGAUGCUCUGGAGACUCUGACGUUUUUCAAGGUGUGAAAACGCAAGUAACACUAAUCCCAUCUCGGCCUCUGUAAGCAGAGCGCUCGAGUCGUAUCUGUGCUGUUCUCACACCGACAGCUGCGGUCGGUGUUUUCGGGUGUUUUUGUUCGUCCCUUACCACCCGACAAUAUGUCCUCUCCUAACGUUGAGAUCUAUGGCAGCUCAGAAGAUUGGAAUGAAAUAUUUUAUGUUUUCUUUAUUUAUAUCAGAAGCUGACUGGUUUCGUAGAGUGCAAAAAAAGAGUAUGCAGUAAGAAAAAAAAAAAAGAGGCAUCCGCACUCUGCUGAAAAAUUUAAUUUAGCAGCUCAGAUCCAGUUUCAGUUGCUGCUCCCCUCCCGGCCGUGGACCACAGAUUGGCCAGAUGAAGCACAGAUCAUCUG